Molecule: messenger RNA, 4660 nt
Organism: Rhodofomes roseus
Lineage: Eukaryota; Fungi; Basidiomycota; Agaricomycetes; Polyporales; Fomitopsidaceae
Product: Urb2/Npa2 family-domain-containing protein
Exons: 15
Coding region: 105-4499 (1464 amino acids)
Biological process (GO): ribosome biogenesis
Cellular component (GO): nucleolus
Source: RefSeq, a predicted model, not a curated record
CAAUCCGGCCCGCAGGUCCAGGUACUGCAGAUCUCCGACAGUCGGAUUGACGGGUCGGACUGGGUCAGAGAGAAAGGUUGCGGGACUGCCUCCAAGGUACCGCGAUGGUCACUUCUACUCUUGGCUCGGCCCAGGAUUUCGUCCAUACACUGAAGGCACACUUGGACCCUCCUCUCGCGAACGGGUCGUCCAAAAUUGAGCUCGCAAGAGAAGCAUGGGAAACUACUAGCUUUUACUUCCCGAACAAGGACGAGGUCAUCGUCGACUGGCUUCUGACGCGUCUCUUGAAGGAUAAGGCGAAAGCAGGGGAUGCGAGCCCCAUUUUAGACUCGCGCUACUGGCAACUUCUAUCUGAUAUCGUCUGCCCGCCUGACGAAACCAAUGUCAAACGCACGAACACGAGCCGUACGGCGAAGCGAUGGCUUUUGCCCCUGCUGAACCGGAUCCCAGUUGCUCCCAUUGUUACGGCAUACUUCUCUCUAUCAGGUCCUCUUGAUGAACACGCCAGAGUUACUCUCGACAAAUUUUUCAGCCGAUGCCUUGUCACAAUAUGGCCCUUAGCCACGCCAAAGUUCAGUCCGGACGUCUUGCUCGAGUGCUUCGGCGCGCUACUGGUGCAUCUCACGACUCGCAGGGCAGGUGAAGAUGAUCCGACAAAUGCAACCGCACACGUUGGAAAGGCUGCGCUUCUCGUAAUUUCAUCUUACAGGACUGCAUACGGUAACUUAGCAAACAAAAAGAAGCUCUACACGACGUUUCUGCAACACCAUUUCCUCCAUUGGCUUCAAUGUAUUCAAUACGGAGUUCCCCACGAUGCUGCGCGACUCACGCCCAUUUCCGAUGUCUACCUCGCAGGCAUCGAGACCCUCUUCAGCGUCGACGUCCUGCGCAAUGUCGAGGAUCACAAAUGCGACGCUGCAUUGAAGGAUGCAAUCAGUCAAAGCUCACAUUUGUCGUCGAAGGCAGUUCUACAUGCCUUGCCACUGCUGUUGACCUCCUUCGUGCAGUCUUUGAAGAAAAAUCGGAACGCAUUGUUUAGCCAAGGUUCAAGCAACGCCGCCGGACAUGCGUCCAUGCAGGUUCAGCCGGCAGGUCUCGCAUUCUACGCGCUCUGCGAAAAUAUUCUCGACGCCGCUCCGACUCCGGAUAGUACUCAGAUCUGGGAUACACGAGUAGCAUUACUCGAAACGGUCGACAGCGAGAGUUUGUACAACCCCUCCGACGCGAAUGGCACUGAGGUGCUCAGGAACAGUGGGGCUAUGGCUGUCAGAGUUGUUACGUAUAUCCAAGAAGAUGUCGCUUUCCUUGACAAAGCUGAAGACGUGCUCGCUAUACUGACGCGCAUUGAUUAUGACCUCAUGGCUCCAGAAUUGCCUGUGCUCUGGCCCGCCCUCGCUCGGACUUCCUCGAAUUCAUCAUCCUCCGCAUAUCUGCGUCUCCUGUUCGAGUUCCGUACCAAGACCCGGACAGUCAAUACACUCGUCGAUUCGUGGCUCGACGCUGUCUCUCUUCGUCACUGGCAAACAUGCGAAGUCCAACCGCGGGAGGCGUACGCGAGGGUGUUAGGGAGUCCGCUCUUCUCGUUCGAGUCGAUCGACCGACUCGGUCAGGCGGUGCAUGGCUUCCUCACGCCUAGCCAGAUCGUAGAUGUCACCCGUAUCAUCGUUGAGAAGUUCACAGGCGCCUUCCAGCGGUUCCGGGAACAAGACAAACGAGUUGCUGCGGACGACGGCGAUGGAUCGAGGAAGAAACGCAAAAAGAGCACAAGCGACAACGUACGAAUCGACCCGGAGUGGUGUGCUGUAGAGUUCGCCCUCGUAUGCCGGAUAGUCGUGGUGGUGCUCAGCUCUCUGGCGAUGCGAACGGCGCUCGAGGACUCGCGGCAGGAAAUCCAUGGCAUGAUAGGUGCAGCCUGCACAUCAGUAAUCCCUCGCGCGUCGAAGGGGGCUCAGAAAGCCCUGGAGGCUGACAAUCGACGAGGGACUUGGGCUUGGCAGAUCGUCGCGGCGGGCGCGCUGCUUGUGUAUCACGACCGCAAGAGUCAUGGGUGGCCUAGUGUACAGCUAGAUGAAGAGGUCGUAUCGCAACUACGUGGCCUCCUCGACAGAGAUGAUGUGCUACCAGAGUUCCGUCUUACGAUUGUCCGCACGCUGCUGAACGACGCCGCGAUCAGUGAUGACCAUGCUGCUCAAGACAUCAUCGACGCAGUACUGCGAUGCCUGGAGGGUCUUCAAAAUCAUGAUGGUGUUGCCGAACUCCGAUGGUCAGGCAAGAGCCAUGAGUUGGGCAACGACGCCAGUCAGGCCGUCGUAGCCAUUCUGCACCUCACACUGAUCAGAUGGCUGCCAUUGUUCGAUUCGCGAGCAUCAGCGGAACAAAUGAUUAAACUUGCCAAGGUCAUCCUGACAAUCAGUCGAACCAGCUCCUCCAGCUCGACAAGCAACCAGCAACUAACUCCGUCUACGGUGCUCGCCGUGACAUUCCACAACGCCGACGUUUGGGAGUUACGUCGCUUCAGAGAUGCUUUCCUAUCGCAGUUGCAGGACUGCACGGUAGCUCUGGCAAGUAUCAAUGUACACGAUUUUCUGUCUGGCAAAAGACGCAGUGUGCCACGCAAACUCCGGGCGGACAUUUCUGCGAGCAUCGCGGGCUUCGAGAUUCUCUUGUACAUGCCCGAGGAGUACUUGUCGCGCGCGCUGCGUUCGGACUUCCUCCACCGUGCUCUUGUCGCCGACAUCCUCAUUGGCGCCGGUGCUAUUACUGACUCGAGCGUCGACGCCCGAGCACUCCUCAAAGCCAGGGAAUUCAUCAGGCGAGCGGUUUCCCAUACGGGAAGUGUCGAUCAACUCGCUGUCGACGGUUAUUUUGGCUAUCUACUGAAAUCGGAUGCACUUCCGCCUGUAGACGAACAACACGACUUGGUCUCUGUGACAUUGGACCUCAUUGGCGCCUGCCUCGUGGCAUUUGUGCGAAACUCCCGAAAUGGAGAAGAUACGCUUGCUUUAGCAGCCGUCCAAAACAUCAGCGGAAUUCUGGACGUUCCCGUGGAACAAAGAACUCGUCCGUCAAGCCUCAUAACGAACGGAACACUGCUACGCUUGAUCUCUGUCGUCGCUUCGAAUCACGAACUUUCCCAGCUAUCACAGCAGUUGCAGAAGUCACUACGCGAGUUGUACGAACGCUUGGUAGCUGUAUGCUCGACGGAACUACUGCGGAUGUUUCCUCGGGGCGAACAGUCCGAACCGCACGCGAACUUUAGGAAUAGUCGCCUCGAUGCCUUACGCAUGUGGUCGCAUGCCUUGUGGUUGGGAAGAUGGCUAACAGCAGACAUGAGCUCACUACCUCGAUUUGGGAGCAUCCUACUGGGACAACUGGUCGCUGAUCGGCAACAAAGCCGAAGCACAGCGACAUACCUCUCACUUCUCGAUGUACUGAAAGAGGAACUCUACUCGUCCGCGACGGAGAAUCGACACGCAUAUAUCGGUUAUCUAGUCGCUGACUACCUAGUAUGCUCUCGAUGCUGCGACUCAGCUAGCGUUCAAGAUCUGGAUGCAAGUUUCUCGGGGAUCAGCAAGUCGAUGCCUAUCGAAGAUUACUCUGCUCUCGUUGGCUACAUCGUUGAGGCGUCAGCAAAGCCAACUUCGUUCAGCGCAAGCGAUAUUGCUCCCAUGGUCCGCCUUCUGAAGAUUGUGGGAUUGAAUGCGCCAGAAGGGACUUCGAAGAUAACACAACAGGCUAUCUCGAAGACCCUGCUGCUGUGUGCGGACCGGCCUAACUACCUCUCAGUUCCCGAGAUCCGGCGUGAAGUGCUUGGCCUACUGAGUGGCUAUUGUAGUGAGCGGCCCGCGUCUGUGAGAUCGUCCGACAUGUCCAAUGUUUGGUCAAUUCUAGGACAACUCCUCGCCAACUCAUCCGAACACGACCAAACCACGGAUCCAACGAUUUUCCAGGAAGCCGUCAGCAUCGUCAGCGCGCUCGUCCGUCUACGCCGUGACCUCAUCCUGAAUACCCUACCCCACUUGGGCAUGAUCCUCCGCCGCCUGAUCAGCGCGCUGCGAGGGUUGCGCCCGCAACUGGGCGCAAAGCAGACGCGGCUCGUCAUGAACACGCUCCCCGCGUGGAUCAGCACGGAGAAACCGCUUUCCGCCGAGGAAGCCAAAGCACUCGCGAGGCUCAUAACCACUCUCACGACGAAGACCACCGUGCGGACUCACGGCCAGAACGCGGAAUCGCAGAAACCCGAGUCGCUCGUCCGCCCGUUCUCCAAACACGCUGCGUACGUGCUGACCGCAUACAUCGAGGCUGUGAACGAUCCGCUCUGCGUUAUCUCGACUCAGGUGCGGAAGGAGCUGCAACCGGGCCUGUUUGCGCUGUGCGACAUGCUAGGUGAUUACAACCGGGAUGCAAUGAUGGUAUCCGCCUUGGAUGCAAGCGGCAAGGUCACUAUGAAGGCACUGUGGAAGGAGUAUGAGAAGCAGAGAUAUGUUGGGAGGGGGUAGUGCUCAGGAUCGUCGGGCGCAUGUCCAAUGUCGAAAAGUAAUUUACACACUAGGAAUAUCGACGAAGGCUCUGCAGUCGUCUCACGGCAUGUCUGAACGCAUCGGUGCGAGAUGUAUGCGAGUGUGCGAGCAGAGAUGGUCGCAACGUCUCCGAUAUAUUC